This is a messenger RNA of Prosopis cineraria, 4239 nucleotides long. RefSeq lists its product as uncharacterized. Lineage: Eukaryota; Viridiplantae; Streptophyta; Magnoliopsida; Fabales; Fabaceae. The coding region runs from base 143 to 4183 and encodes 1346 amino acids. The record is from RefSeq and is a predicted model, not a curated record. The transcript has 3 exons. Gene Ontology annotation, molecular function: DNA binding. Gene Ontology annotation, biological process: DNA repair.
CUCCACCCUCAUCGAGCUCGAAGCAUUAUUAUCUACUCACCGCUCUUCUCAUCUCUCUCUCUCUCUCUCUCUCUCUCUGUGCUUCUCCCUCUUCUUCACCAUCUUUCAUGUCCCAUUCUCUGUCCGUCGCUCUUCGAUCAUCAUGGCCUUUCCGUUCGAUGGAUUCUCCAUUAGAGAGUAUACCUUCAAGAUGAGGUCCGUUGACGUGUUGAAAUGCUGGCCUUUUAGUAUAACUAGCUCCGGUGACGUAUCUAAGGAAGAUUUGAAGUCCUGUCUUCCUCCCAUGACAGUUCCCAAGUUCCGGCGGCGGUCCGACGAGCUAGAUGCCGUGAGAUCCGAUCACGAUGAUCGCGGAAUAUCUGAGAAACAACUGCCGGAUGGUGAAAUUUCCAUAAGCGAAAGUGAAUCGCUGAAAUCGGAGAAGUCUGUUGGCGCAGAGGAGGAGAGAUUGGACAUGGUUUGUCCGGUUUGCCGAGUUUUCAACGCAGCGACACUCACGGCGGUGAAUGCUCACAUCGACGGAUGUCUUGCACAGGCGAUGAGGGAGGAGCGGCGGCAGAUGAAAAUAAUGAGUUUGAAGCCCAAAUCGAAGGCGCCAAAGAAGAAGAGGUCCAUCGCGGAGAUCUUUGAGAUGGAGGUGGAACAGCCGCGGAUAGAAACUCUGUUCAAAAUCUGGCCGUUCAGCAGGAAUCCAGAUGAGGUAUCAAUAAAGGUUACCAAGUUCCGGUGGUGGUCACGGCAGCUUGAAGCGCUGAGGUCUAAUCAGUCGGAAGGUGAAAGUUCUAGAAAUGAAAAAAACGAAAUGGCAAAAUCUGAUGAGGAACGUGGGAGGGAGGAAGAGAAAUUGGAGAUGGUUUGUCCUGUUUGUCGAGCUUUCAAUGCGGCAACGGUGACAGCAGUUAACGCGCACAUCGACGGUUGUCUUGCGCAAGCGAUGAGGGAAGAACGACGGCACAUGAGGAUGAAUUUUAAGCCAUCAAAACCCAAGGCGGCGAAGAAGCGGUCAAUUGCUGAGAUUCUCACGGUGGCGCCUCAGAUAAAAGCCAAGAGUAAUGAGUUGAUUGAGAUUGACAAAAAGGAGGAGGAAGAGAGAUCUGAUGUUGGUGAUGAUUCAAGUAGGCCUGCUGCUGCUUCUGCUUCUGCUGUCUUUGCGACAACUCAUAGCAAGAGGAAUAAAAACAAGAAAAAGAAAAAGAUGGAAAGAAGAUGGAAAAAGAAGCUGAGGAAAAGGAAGGUGGAAAAGCAUAGUGGUGGUACCGUAACUCCGAACAAUGAUAAGGAGACUGUGAAUCAGAAUAAAAAUAAAAAGAAGCAGCAAUUCCACAACGGGUUAAAUGCAAAGAAGGAAGAUGCUUAUAAGCGAAAAGUGAAAACCCCAGCCAAGAGUGCCAGAAAACAGAAAGGUAUGGUUGGUGAUAAAAGAGCUGCACUUGAUGACAUCAUUGCAUCUGUACAUACAAAGAAAGCAAGUCUGAAGCAUGCAUCUGUUGUAAAGAAGCAAGUAGCAGUGCCUCCCCAACAAGUUAUUCUUGAAAAUUACUCAACACACAUUUUUGGAAAGGCAUCAAGUGGCUGCAAUGUUCAGGAUGAUAUUGAAGACAAACCUUGCGAUGUCCAAGAGCAAAUAUCAGCCAGGCAUGUGACGUUCUCUAAUAAAGAUAACAUGCUUGAUUCGAAAAAAAGAAGCUCGUCGGAUGAAAGGAUGUUUUCGCCAGACGGACAUGCUGCUUCAUCAGUAAAGGAGCAAUCAUCAACAAGUGAUGAAGAUACAAGUUUGGAGGUAAACGGAAAAGAUGACAACCUGGCCUUUAAUAUGGACGGGGGAAAAGAGGUUUGUUCUAUUGUUGAAAGUAAACAGUUUUCUACUUCUCCUGAACUAGUUUUUCCAAAAAAUAUUUUGAGGUCAUGUGCUGAUUCAGAGAAGAAAAAGCAUUUGGUAGAGAAGACUGAAUCAUCGAGAGAGGUGGUACCUGAUGAUGAUAAUUUACACCUGUUUGAUAGAGGCUACACAACUGCAGUACACUGUUCUGCACAAUCUUCAAUUUCCGGAUCUCUUUCUGCACAUCAGGCUGGGAACAUUUCUGGUACAAAUACUAGUGCGGGUGACUCUGGAGCUUACAGCUCCCCUGGAAAAUCCAUGGAUCAUCAUGGGAAUUCAACUCAUCAGGUUUCUGCAACGAACUCUGAUGCAAGCACAAGGACAUUUAUGCAGCCUUCUUUAUUGUGUUACACUCAAUAUAGUCAAGGCAGUGAAAAUUCUCUCUUUCCAUCACAAACAUAUGGAGAUCAUAGCCAAACUUUGAGCAAUAGACCUUUGUCUCGCAUGUUUUCAGCAAAUAGCUGCAAGGAUGAGAACAUCAGUUUGCCACUCAAUUCUCAAGGUGAGCCAAUUAAUUUCAGUCCGCAGUGCGCAAAAAGAAAAAGGGGGAUCAACCAGUCAGAGAUCUCAAGCAUGUUAAGAAGUUCUCCCAGCAGAUUUCUCUUUGACAACAUUGCCUAUGGAAGUAGCCAUGAAUAUUUAAGCAUUAAUGAGAGUCAGAUUGUUCAGAAGACACUGUCACAAGAUAGUGUAAACAAAUUUCCUCAUUACCCAGCCAGGUUAGGUGUGACAGAAUUGCAAUGUAGUGGGAGAGCAGAUAUACACCAGUUCAGUACUUAUGGAAGUCCCAAUCAGUUUGUCUUCCCACUUGAUUCGGAGUUGAACCCCAUAAAAUACCCUUUCGUUGAACAGAAUCAACAUGACCAGGCGCAGAACCAUAAGCGAAAUGAGAUGAUUCCUCUGAAAAAUGGUUCAGAUCUUAGUUCACAAAGUUCCACCCAACCAACAAUGCGAUUGAUGGGGAAAGACGUUCCCAUUGGUAGAAGAAUCAAAGAGGAGGUACACGUACACAAAUUUGAGGAAGAUGUAUGGGCUGAGCAGCAAUCCAGAAGAAGGCAUUCUUCUACAGAUUCUGCAUUAGAAAAUUCCCUUUUGGAGACAUGUUCUAAGCACGAUUACUUAUCUGGUUCACCAUUACAAAUAUCGUCUGAGAACAUAGCACAGUCAGUGAAAAUUCAAAGCAGACAGGCAUUGGAAAGCAGCGCAUUGAUGAAUGAUCCAGAGUUUGAAUUUCCUCAGCCGUUUCUUGAUUUACAAACUAAUCAUGUACCCCAAACUGGAAGCCAAGGAUUCAGAAAAACUGCUUAUUCGCACACUCUAAGUCAUGCUCAUACUUCACGUGCAGCAUUUAAUAGGGCACCUCAAGACUCGCCAGAGCAGUCUGUAUCUGGACUUGAAUUCCAAGGACUUGGCUCUCACUUACAGGCACGACUUGCUACAUGCAAUUAUAGCCAGCAUGCUUGUCAAAGCUGUGGUGACCUCUAUGACAGGAAGAAAUUCCCUCUUGUAACAAAACCUGCUCUCGAAUUUCCGUUGGUGCAGCCAGCUUUUGGAGAACAUGCCCAAACAUCCUGGUUUCAGAGCUCCAAUAGAAGCUCACCACCAUGGCUGUUCACACAUGAAAGGCUGCCGUGGACCUCAUCUCAUACCGAAUGGGGAGGUAGGUUCCCUACACCUGUAAAUCACUUCUCAGUUCCAAGUUGUUCACCGGUAAAUUACUGUCACAUGGAGACACCCAUUAGUCCAGCUUCAGCUGUUCAACAUCCCCCUCUUCCUCGAACGCCUGCCAUUAAACCUUCCUCAACUAUACGUACUGGUUGUAGAAACAAAACUAUGGUCAAUGACAGAGUAAUUUUAGAAGCCAGGACAACAAAUGACCAUCAUUCGUGUAACAAUGCUAGGAAGAGGCCUGCAGCUCAUCUCCAGGGAUCUACAAAACUGAUGAAAUUUAAUAAUGUAGAAGUGCAAGAGAAUUUAAAUGGUGUGCCUGGUUCGAUUCAAGAGAGCUCAAGCUGUGAAUUUCGAAGGACCACAAGAACUGCUGAAGUUGAUCCACAAGGGGAUGGUAUAAGAAGUAAAUUCUGUUGCCUCAAUGAAGCUCAAAAUGUAAUGUCGAAAAGUUAUCUGAGCUUGGAAAUCUCAGGUCCUGGGAGACCAAGUCCAGUUACCAGGCAUAUCCUUAAACCAUCUCCAAAUCAGGAUCAAUCAAGGCCGAACAGUCCUGCCAUUCCCGUUGCUGCUACUACUGACAAUGAUAAGGAUCUAGAUUUUCGGAGAACAUUGACGAAAAUAUACGAAUUUUAGGUGGAAAUCAUCAUAUCAUACAUAUAUAUAUUUAUACAUAUAUAACUUCAGUUUUG